Drosophila albomicans is the source of this 1560-nucleotide messenger RNA. RefSeq lists its product as uncharacterized. The record is from RefSeq and is a predicted model, not a curated record. NCBI's taxonomy places the organism in Eukaryota, Metazoa, Arthropoda, Insecta, Diptera, Drosophilidae. The transcript has a single exon. Bases 5 to 1069 code for a protein of 354 amino acids.
UUUAAUGAGAAAAGAAUCUGGUCACACUGGCCAUAAUUUCAUCAGAAUAAUAUUAACUGCAAACAGCUGUUCAAUUGUUGUUGUUCUUGCUGCAGCUCAGGUGUUUCUCUGUAUUUAUGUCUUAUCAAUGAAAAUGGACAUGGACAACCUCAAUGAUGACUGCGUGUGCAUAAUAAUGGAAUACCUAUCUCUGGUGGACCAAAUAGCAAUGGCACGCUGCUCGCUGCGCUACGAGGAGCUUCUGUGUCAAAUUGUAUGGCGAAAGCCCCGAUUUCGGGAAAUUUCUGUAUCAUACACAAUGUUCGCGCCGCUUAGCAAGGAUGAUUACAUGUACUUCUUUGAACUGAUGAGUUCGCAGAUGGAGAAGCUAUACAUAUGGAAUGUGCACGAGAAGGCCUUCGAUUCGUAUCUGGGGAGACAUCUCAUGCGACCCGAGCUUGCCUUCUAUCUGCGCCUGGAUAUGAGCAAUCUGCUGGAACUGUGCAUCACUGAUGACAAUAUGAACAACAGCAUGGUACAGACUAUCACUAAGAGUUGUCCCAAUUUGCGGAGCUUGAGCGUAUCCAGCGCCUACAUUACAGGAAAGUUUAUGGUUGGACUGCACAAACUAAAAACACUUGUGGCCCGCGAGUGCUCCAUUGAAGCCACACACCUCGAGGAACUACUGGCCCAACUGCAGCUCACCACUCUGGAUCUAACCUCGAACAAAAACCAAGUGGAGGAGACAAUCCUACAGGCGCCAGCCUCGGGUCUGGCCCGUCUACAACGCUUAGGCAUUUCGGAUGCUCAGAACUGUGGCUUCAGCGUGGCGGAGGUGCUGCCCGAACUAAGGGAAUUGGUGGUGAGCUAUCACGAUAUGGAAGCGCAAGUGCUGACUGAUAUGCUGGAAAAGACACGACAACUAGCAUCGUUAUCAGAUACGAAGUUUCCGAAGCGGCUGCAACUGAUAAUGUGCAAUGUCGUCGACGUUGAAGUUGCUCUAGAGCAGAUAACUGGCUUGGAAACACGCAGUCCCCGAGAGGCGCCAAAAUUCUGUGAAGUACUAAAGAUUAUCUACAAGUGUAAAUAAGCUCUUUCGCACCAUUUAAAGAAGUACGCGUGACAUUACUUUUUAAAUGUAAAGGUUCCUUACAAAGGAAAUUCCCAUUGAGUCUAGUUUUCCAACUUUCCAUGCAAAAUCAUUGAUGUUGGAAUUAUCAUGUAAGCCGCUUUCAAAAAGAAUUGUCCCACUUAACUCUAUCCCAAAGAAAAUCCUACUUAACCAAAAAUUGUCUAAUUUUCACUAUUAAAACCAUUCAAGUUUAUGACAUGGCAUCUUUUAAAGUAAACUCUCUUUCCGAAAGGUAUUCCUCCAUCCACCAGACCUGAGUAUAGUCUAUUAACUUUCUAUUUAAAGUCAUUGGGAAUAUACUUUAUCGUUGAAUGUUAAGCCUUACUCGAAGGGAAUGCCCCAUUAAACAUUAUUAUUGAAUGCCCUUUCCCCACUUUUUUGUUCAGGUCUUAGUCUAGUCGCGUAACUUCCAGUUGUGGUUAGAAACAACAAAUCCGUAAUUGUAGGUC